Postia placenta MAD-698-R-SB12 is the source of this 2174-nucleotide messenger RNA. RefSeq lists its product as hypothetical. The record is from RefSeq and is a predicted model, not a curated record. Gene Ontology annotation, cellular component: mitochondrion. The coding region runs from base 1 to 1872 and encodes 623 amino acids. The transcript is spliced from 5 exons. Lineage: Eukaryota; Fungi; Basidiomycota; Agaricomycetes; Polyporales; Adustoporiaceae.
AUGCAGCCCGACUUGUGUACGAAACCACCGCUUGUCUGGGACUGGGAUAUCGAGCACGCCGACCGCAAGGAGGAAGCGAAGGCGGAUGCCGCCAUUCAUGGCCAUCCGCCAUUUCAGGUGGACCGUAAGCUCCUGAAGGACAUUGUGCAGGAGAGGAUGGGCACAGACGUCGUGCGGGUCAGGUUCCUGGGUGCAGGGACAUUCCACAAGGGUUACGCUAUCACACUGUGCGAUGGUCGUGAGGUAGUUGCUCGCGUCGCUCGCCGCUUCAUGCCUCGCCUGAAGACCGAGUCGGAGAUCGCGACCAUGCAAUACCUGCGAGAACACACGGACAUCCCUGUGCCCACGGUCUACCACUACGACGCGAACCCAUACAAUCGCCUCGGCGGCGAGUACAUCAUCAUGUCCAAGGCCCCCGGCGUCCCGCUAGCCAAGGUGUUCCAAUCCAUGCCGCACAACGAGCUGAUCACGCUGAUGGACAACAUCGCGGCACUCAUCGUCCCGCUCUUUGCACACCGCUUCCCGCGGAUCGGCUCCCUCUAUGUCGGACCGGACCCCGACCCAGUGCAUGACUCUGCUGCGCCGACGCCGACAGUCGCCUCAUAUCAGCCUCAAUUUGUGCGCCACGCGCUGUCGGCUUCCGCCCGCGCGUCGACCUCCACCCAGUUCCACGUCGGGCCCAUCGUGUCGUGGCCGUUCUUCGGCUCGCACCGCGGGGACCUCACCCACCCGAAGGAGAUCGAUCGCGGUCCGUGGCGGACGACUCACGCGUACCUGCAUGCAUGUGCACAGCGCGAGGUGCGCGGCGUGGUGCUCGAGAAUGAGGGCAAGGCGGCCCCGCACCGGCUGCACCUGGACCCGGGCGAGAUCGCAGCGUCGCGGCACCACCAUGUGGAGGCGCUGGCGGGCGACGAGAGCGACACGAGCGAUGAGUGGGAUUGGGAGGAGAGCGAGGGCGAGUGGGAGGGUCCGGGCGACUCGAUGUACCGCGACUACCGGCGGAUGCAGCGGACGACGUUCCUCGUCGCGCACCUGCGCGAGCGCGAGGAGAAGGUACGCCACGAGAUGGAGCGGUUCGUGCACAUGAUGGAGCGGCUCACCGUCGUGAGCCACGAGGAGGGUGUGGCGGGCGGUGGGGAGGAAUUCGGGCUUGAUUGCCACGAUCUGAGCUUGGAGAACGUGUUCGUGGACGAGCACGACAACUCGAAGAUUACAUGCAUCAUUGACUGGGAAGCUACCACGACGCGCCCACUGUGGGCAUGCGCGCAUGUUCCGACCUUCCUGCAGUCGAGCCCGUUCACUGCGAAGAUCUUCCGGGCCACAGUUGAGAGGAUGGCGCGGCACCCGUGCGAGACCCCGGUCAACGGCACGAAGGUGGACCUAGCCGCCGUCGCUGCUGAGUGGCUGUACCAUGAAGUGCACGGCACGCGGUUACGCAUGGCGCACCGGUGCAUCGAGUGGGAUGGGUGGGAGGAGGGGCUCGUUCCCAGCAUCCUGGGUCCUGAGGAAGAGGAGGAGGACUGGUUCAAGAGCUGGGAAGACACCACGGUGGACGAGCACACGCCCGUGGGCAGCGCGACGCCGAGCUCGCGCACGUCUGGGUCGCCGACGCUCACCGAUUCGGCGAGCGACAACGAGAAGCUGCCGAAGGUCGAGAACCCCGCACGCGCGAAGGGCCUGCCGAAGAAGGUCGUUGCGGUUGAGAAGGAGAAGGAGAAGCUGCUGAAUGCGACGGGCGACAUUUGUGGCGGGCGCGGUGGCGAGCUGGGCCGCCGGCUCGAGGCAUGGCUAUACGUGAACGGCGACGGAGAUGGACGCGUAGGACUGGAGAAGCGGUGGGAGGGCGAUGAAGAUGAGUCCGGCGCGGGCUAAAUGUGGCAACUUCUCGCGCGGGGUCGCAGGCGUUGGUGUACGAUGAUAAGGAGUUGUGGUCGGUGCGCAUUAUUAUUUCGGACUCAUGCAUUCAUCGGUUCGUGCUCUACAGCUUCUCAGUGACAUAUAGAUGUGCACAAUGGACCUGGAUAUGAAAUCCUAUGCAUCCUGCUAUUAUAUGUACGCAGCCAAUUACGUCGUAAUGACCUUAACGUGUAUGCAUCCCCGUUGUAAUUAUGUAGCGUCCUGUAGUUAGUCAUGAUCUCGUCCAUGGGUCUCAAUGUAUAUCAUCGUCAACGUUG